AUGAGUAGCAACGGUCGCAAGGACGUCUCUAACAGCAUCUUCUUGCCAGCCGAGCAGAGCCAGCUUUGUACUCUCUGCGACAGCUUUGGAGGUGGUGGAGGUGAUGGCACUCCCGGCUGCCCGGGCGUUCCCACAACCACCGUCGCGCCGCCAACCUUUUCCCCACGGUGUGCAUGGGCGCAGACAGGCUACGAGCAAAGUGGGGGCAAUGCCGCAGGUAGCUAUUUCGUGCAACUAGCGGAGUGCCCGAUUGAUGGUUCCUCCCUUGCCACCACCCGUUACAUCGCCAACCGCGCCGGCGCCACUAAUUAUCAGGUCCCGACAGACUUCGAGGAGGUGUGCCUCAUGUUCUACGAAAAGAGAUCAGGUAGUGCCAACUGUAGGACGGUGUGCGAACAAUUGGGCUCGACAUGCAACCGGGUUUUGGCCGCAAUCGGUGCUUCCGGUACGGACAAAUGCGAGACCGCCGUGUCGAAUACGAACGACGGCAAUUGCGGAUACGAUGAUGAGAAUGCGGACGAUGUGCAGACUUUCAACGAUCAAAUCUGCGCUUGCAACAUUCCACCAGGCGGACUGAACGACAACCCCGCGCCCGGCGAGAAUCUCGACGAUAUCGACGACCAGACUCAGGCCGACGCAACUGACGCCUGCACCGAUGGAUGGUUGGAUGGCGUGACGCUGCCGGAUCCGAUCCCGGUGGACUUGAGCGACUUGAGCGAGAAACAGUUCGCACUCUGGUCCUGCAUCAUCGACUGGAGCUUGGCCGACCCGCAGGACCGGCCUGACAUCGUGGAGCUGACGGAGGAACAAAACCCCACCUUGCCAAUCACCCCGUGUGCAUCUUCGGAUGGAACUCUGCCUGAAGCGGGUGCAGAGCCCUGUCGGAUCAAAUUCCUUGUGGCGCAGGCGGGUGCACUCCAUCAGAGUGUUGCCUUCCGACCUGCGCCGAUGGAUCUCCGGCGAGACCUGCAACCAACAAUUGCCAUUGCCUCAAUGCCUUCCGACCUGCGAUGGAUCUCCGGCAACUGCGGACUGAUCAAAUUCCUUGUGGCGCAGGCGGGUGCACUCCAUCAGAGUGUUGCCUUCCGACCUGCGCCGAUGGAUCUCCGGCGAGACCUGCAACCAACAAUUGCCAUUGCCUCAAUGCCUUCCGACCUGCGAUGGAUCUCCGGCAACUGCGGACUGAUCAAAUUCCUUGUGGCGCAAACGGGUGCACUGCAUCAGAGUGUUGCCUUCCGACCUGCGCCGAUGGAUCUCCGGAGGCGCAGGAAGGGUCAGUACUAUAACGACAAUGGCAACGGCUACUAUGCUGGGUCCCCGGAGUUGAUUGCGACCGAGGAGUCUGAGGACAGCGCCUUCAUGCAACAGGAGGCCUACUGCGAAAACGACGACGAGUGCGAGGAGGAGGAACUUGGUGCUGAGACUGAGCUGUGA
Symbiodinium necroappetens is the source of this 1434-nucleotide messenger RNA. The record is from the annotation of a GenBank genome assembly. Lineage: Eukaryota; Dinophyceae; Suessiales; Symbiodiniaceae.